Gallus gallus (chicken) is the source of this 1130-nucleotide messenger RNA. RefSeq lists its product as uncharacterized. The record is from RefSeq and is a predicted model, not a curated record. The transcript is spliced from 6 exons. Bases 101 to 613 code for a protein of 170 amino acids. NCBI's taxonomy places the organism in Eukaryota, Metazoa, Chordata, Aves, Galliformes, Phasianidae.
GUCCCACUCACCACUCGUGUCUGCACAGAGCAGAGCACUGUGUGUGCUGUCCCCAGGACCACGCUGCCUGCCAAGACCUCUGCCCACUGCCACCAGCACUAUGUCAAGCUCAAGCAGCAGUUCGGAGAAAACAAUUGAGAUGAAAAAUUUCCUUCUACACGAUGUCCUGCCUGAUCAUGAACGUAUUUUUAUGGAGGUACCAGAGAACAGCAUAAAGAUUGGGGACAUAGUGCUUUUCAACAUGGAGUCCAGCAGCAGUACUUCAACCAUCUUCAAGCACGCAACUGUCUAUUGUGGGGAGGGGGAGGUCAUCCACUUCCAGAAUAUCGAAAAAUCAAGUAAAGGGCGAAUAAGCAAAGAAGGAUUCCUGAUUAUGAGACAUCAGAGGGGGAAAUGCAAGGUUCUCAGGAAAAGGGAGGGGUUCAACCAUGAGACGUUCAAGAAGAAAGUCAAGGAGCUGAUGAACAGCACAGCCAAUUACAACUUAGUGAACAACAACUGCAUCAACUUUGCUCUCUAUCUGCUGGAUGUGGGGGAUUUCAGCUUUCAGUCCCCAAAUAGUCAUGGAGAGGAACCUGUCCUCGCAAGAUUGACUCACAACGAGAUCGUCUGAGAGGUGCCCAGAGGCUCGUACCCCAGCACACACGCCCAGAGGAGCUUUGUCCCCACAAUUCAUCUUUCCACACGUCUGCUUCCUUCAAAAGAUGACCUUUCUGUAGGCGUUCCUUUCCAUCUUUUUGCACUGGAUCAUUUAAUAGUCGGCUCUCAGCACCCCCUGCACAGGGGUACAAAUACUAACCAGCUGCUGUAUUGACUAUUUCCACUUGAAGACUGCCUGUUUUCACUGCCUUACUCUGUGUUGUUCAAAUAAUCAUAACAUUCAGAGUAAUUUGCAAAUAAGAACUGCCUAUCAAUAAUAGUGCUUAUCUGUGUAUAACAAUUCUUAUCAGUGACUUCUUGUACUACUAAUAUCUAUAGCCAAAUAAUAGUAUCCAAGGUAAUGGUAUCUCAAGUAAUUACAAUAAACAAUUGCUAUUCUUCUUAUACUACUAAUAGCUAUAUGCAAAUAAUAGUAUCCCAGAUAAUAGCAUCUCAAAAAAUUAUAAUAAAAAAUAAUAACCCAAAGAGUA